CCGGGUAGGUCACGUGACCUGUCUCAUCUUCUAUAAAAUCCUUCACUCGUUUCAUUUUCUUUCCAAACUUAUCAUUUCAACAUUUCAAAAAUGAAAAUUUUCAUUGUGACACUUCUGUUGGUGGCUUCAGCAUUUGCGCUGCCAAAUCAGGAAGAAAAAACGGCAAGAGCUGCUAGAUUCGACGAAAGAAAAUUCAGUAACAACAAACACGCAUCCUUGACAUCAAAUGAUUUAGAUAGCAACAAAAAACAAGUCUCUCAGUUUUUAACCUCAAAGAAUGUCAUCAGAACUCUUGUAAAACUCAUCUUUGGUAAUGAUGAAGAAAGUGCCGCAACAUCCAAGCAAAUCCUGAAUAUUUUUGUGAGUGUUCUGGAUAUGCUUAAAAACACAUUAGGGCAAAGAGCACGUUCUUCUAAAGGUGUUGUUUUAAGUGAUGCAGCAACAGCUAGUGCGUCGCUUUUAAAAGGAUACAUCCGUGCCUUUUUGACAAACAACAGUAGUUGUGUACAAAAGUAUUUGUGUGAAGCUAGUAAAGAAGCUGUAAGUGAUGGACAUGAAGUAGGAUAUCUCAUUGCUCAAGUUGGAGGAUAUGCAGCAAGUUAUGCCUUGGAUAAUCAAAAGACAUUUCAAGAAAAUUAUACUGCUUCACGAAGAGGUCGAAGCGGAGAAGAUUGCAAACAUCUCUACCAAGUAUGCAACGAAGUAGAAUAAUGUUGUUAGCUGGACUGACAAUACAUAUUUCAUUGUACCAUUUAUUUAUUGAAUUUCAUCUUUAGUUUUACACUGCUGGCAGCCUUUUUUUAAUAAAAUUUUUUAAUAUAACAAAGGUUUCAUUUUGCAAUGUUAUUGUAAGAUACAAUAUCUUUUGUAAUGCUCACUCUUCAAUAAAAUUAUAGAACACUUUAA
Messenger RNA from Parasteatoda tepidariorum (common house spider), 906 nucleotides. RefSeq lists its product as uncharacterized. NCBI's taxonomy places the organism in Eukaryota, Metazoa, Arthropoda, Arachnida, Araneae, Theridiidae. The record is from RefSeq and is a predicted model, not a curated record.